Strongylocentrotus purpuratus (purple sea urchin) is the source of this 2228-nucleotide messenger RNA. RefSeq lists its product as uncharacterized. The record is from RefSeq and is a predicted model, not a curated record. Bases 1011 to 2144 code for a protein of 377 amino acids. Lineage: Eukaryota; Metazoa; Echinodermata; Echinoidea; Camarodonta; Strongylocentrotidae. The transcript has 2 exons.
AGUAGGUCCAUGCAUGCUAUGAACGUUCCAGGACUUGGUUAUCUCUACAGGUCUCAUGAUUGAUUAAAAGACGGAACCGGCUUGCGUGUAUUUGGAAAAUAUCGCUAUUUCGCAUAGUUUUACUUUCUGUUUCACCGCACUACUGUACAUGUCAUGACUUGGGAAUUUUCAUGAAAGACUGUUAUACCAUUACAAGGAUUAUCAACUCGGGCCAAAAAUCAAUGGUCGAGCGUUAAUUUGGAGCAAAUGGUGAGCGAGUACGGCAUUCAAUAAUUGGAAAUUAAUGGAAAGGAUUUUUAUUCUAGCCCACUUCUCCGCGAGUGCUAAAUCGAUCUCGAUUUAUUUACAAAACUGAUAAAGCCAUAUACCCGUGUUGACGCAAGGUAUUAUUGGUCAGUGAUGAGGAUAUUACUUAUGUAUGACGUCAUCAGUAGGCAUCAGCCAAUGGAGGUAUAUUGCAAAUGAUUUUUGCUGUGGAUAUUAUUCAGUUGAGUUAUUAUCUGCUUCUAGAUCUAGUAUCACAUCCUCGUUCAACAUCAGUACGAAAGCUAACUGUUCCAGAUCAGCAAGAAUAAAGUAAGCUUGCUUUGCCGAUGACGAGACGCCUCGUACACUCCACAGUGACCAGUGUAUUGUGUUUGUAUUAUAUAGUCACUUGAGUGAUAAUUACUCUCGGCAGCAGAUAUCAAAGAACAGUUUGAAGGAAUCAUAAAUUUGGCUGCAUAUUCUGACAGGGAGUGAUCGAAACCGGCCAGUUUGAUGUCAGAUUUCGAUUGAUUUAAAGUUUUAAAAUUGCUCAUGACCGCGAUUGUAUCUUGAUUAUAACUGCAGAGUCGGAAAAAACAUCCUAGGAAAACAUCGAACUAUUUAAUUCACAGGAUCAUUAUGCGAUGCAGUGCGGAUUAACAGACACUGAUAGAGCAAUGAGGUUAUCCGUAUGGACGGCUCCAUUUUAUGAAGUUCGAACUGCGUAGCUACUUCGUUCGGCAGAUUCGAUUUAAUCUACGACCAUGACGUCGACAUCGAAUCUAGAGAAUGAGACAACGAUGGCGACGAUGACGGUUAUGCCUGGAGAUCACGGCGUGGUUCUCAGUUGCUCCUGGGCGGAAAGCGGACCAAACAGGACCAAAGCACAAGAUGUCCUCAGCCACGGGCUCAACGUCCACAUCUACCUGUUCGCUUCGUGCUACGCGCUCAUGCUCAUCUACGCGAUAUAUGCUAUCAUACGCCCCUUCAGGCAACGUCAAACUAGCAAACGUCUUGGCGUGGCUUUACAUACUAUGAUUGCAAUGACGUCAUUAACGAGAUCGUUGUCGUUGUUUACGGACCCGUAUGGUUUACGCGGAAUCAUACCCUGUCCUUUCAACGUGAUCAUCUGGUCGUUCGGGUGGCCGGGGGUUGUAUCUUCGAACAGUAUUUUCUUCCUCGCCGUGCUCGAAACGACGAAUCUCACCAGCGUUUCGCGGCGAUUCCAGCGCUUUUCAGUUCUCCUCACCAUCAUCGCACUCAGCCUCGGGUACGUUCUCUUCACCGAUCUCCUCGUAUCGUUCCUACCGAACUCCAUCCUCGCCGUGGUCGUCUGCGAGAUCAUGUUCAUUGUCUGGGGUAUUUCCCUCACCGUCGGCUUCGUAUACGUCUGGUGGAAAAUCCGGAAGAACCUCGCGGCGUCCUGUCCAAGGAACGCCCGCGAACGACGUCGGUCGUCUCUCAACGGAUCGCUGGUCGCCGCCCUUAAAAGUGAAGCGCGUCGACUGAACCGUCUCGUCAAUAUUCUAAUCAUCAGCGCGUUGGUUUGCCUUACUCUUACACUAUCUCAUCUCGAGCCCGUCUUCUACGUAUUGCAUUGUAGCAUCUUAGACUUUAUCGAAAACCCAUGGCAAUGGAUUUUUUAUCAAACAGGACAAAGAGUCUUCGAGAUCAGUAUGUGCGUUCUCAUAAUGGUGGCCAUGUUAAACUCAUCUCAUAAUCAUAAAAAGAAAACUUCUGACAAAGAAAAGAUUGUUAACAAAAUAGCCCUUGAAAGCGGAAUGGAGAAUAAGGGAACUAAUUCUCGGUUGGAGCUUCCAAGAACAGACAUGCAACUGAGCUUUGACGAAAAGGAGUAUGACUAUUCACACAAUGAUGGAAGAGAAGGAAUAUUGUAGUAUUAUUAAAGAACUUUUCAUUUCUUUAUUUAUUUAUCAAUCAUUUUAAUACCUUUGAAAUGUAAACGAUACCUUGUUUUUGAA